Messenger RNA from Vigna radiata var. radiata (mung bean), 747 nucleotides. Its product is annotated as protein LURP-one-related 8-like. The transcript has 2 exons. The record is from RefSeq and is a predicted model, not a curated record. Lineage: Eukaryota; Viridiplantae; Streptophyta; Magnoliopsida; Fabales; Fabaceae. The coding region runs from base 1 to 636 and encodes 211 amino acids.
AUGAGGAAGGUACACCCUGGUGCAUGUGUGAGUGAGACAGCGUGGGAGAAGUCAAAUAGUGGUGUUGGUGGUGGUGAUGAUGCAGUGGUUCUUACAGUGUGGAAGAAGUCUCUCCUCCCAAAUUGCCAUGGAUUCACCGUUUUCGACACUAACAGAGGGAAUCUGGUGUUCAGGGUGGAUAACUACAUUGGAGGGAACAAGGAUCACAUACUUCUCAUGGACGCUGCAGGCAAUCCUCUCCUCACUAUCCGCCGCAAGAGGCUGAGCUUGGGAGACACCUGGCUGGUGUUUGAAGGAGAGGACGAGUCUCUGAAGCCACUUUUUACAGCGAGGAAGAGUGGCAGCAUCUUGAACAACAGCAACAACAAGUGUUUGGCACACUUCCUGAGCUCCUUUGGAACAGGAAAUAUGAAGAAGGAAGUUGCGUAUGAGAUAGAGGGNUGCUACGCNCGGCGNUGCUGCACGUUUUACAGCAAGAACAGGAGAAAAGUUGCAGAGAUAAAGAUGAAAGAAGGUGANGCAGGAGGGGUAGCUUUUGGCGCAGACAUCUUCCGUCUCAUUGUACAGCCUGAGAUGGACACCGCUCUCGCCAUGGCCUUUCUCAUCAUCCUUGAUCACAUGUUUGGAUCCCGUUGACUUCACAACUUCAUUGCUUAAAUUCAUGCAACAUGUCAAUCAUUAUUAUCCCCAUCUGCUUGGUUUUUCAUUUUAUACAAAAUACCAAGCUUUAUCAGAUUACCGUGUAAA